UUUUGUCAAGGGGGCUGAAGAAAAGGUUACUCCUAUAAAGGAUCUUCGAGAUAAACAGAAAAUCUCAAAUUCACAAGGCCUAUCUUUGCCCCGCCACCCUUCUUGACCCUAAUGGUUAUGCCAGAGAACAAUCCAUUUCCAGCCCCCGUUCCCGACCCGCUUGCUGACCCUGUUACCUUCUAAAAAGACACAAUCACCCUUACAUUUAUCCCCAGAUAUCUUCCUCUCUUAUUCAUCACGUCAAAUUACCCCCGGGCAUCUCUGUAAAAAAAUUCCCCGUAACCUAACUCGCCGCAUAACAAAUCCUAAAACGUAACAUUAUCCGCGGACGCAACCUGAGAAAUUUGCUUUUCUCAUAUUCUCCGUGGCAAGGGUUAGCUUUCACUUCAUUGCUGUUUAUGCUAUCUAUUCAAUCCGUUUCUUUAAGCGAGUUGGAUUGGUGAGUCGCUGGUUUGAGUGAUUUGUGAUGGGAGUGCCGGCCUUUUAUCGGUGGUUAGCGGAGAAGUAUCCGUUAGUGGUGGUGGAUGUGAUCGAAGAAGAACCGGUUGUUAUCGAAGGCGUUAAGAUUCCUGUGGAUACAAGUAGACCUAACCCUAACAAUAUCGAGUAUGAUAAUUUAUAUCUCGAUAUGAACGGGAUUAUUCAUCCCUGCUUUCAUCCCGAAGACAGACCUUCGCCUGCUUCUUUCGAUGAGGUGUUUCAGUGUAUGUUUGAUUAUAUUGAUAGGCUUUUUGUGAUGGUGAGGCCUCGGAAAUUGCUGUACAUGGCAAUUGAUGGAGUUGCACCUCGUGCUAAAAUGAAUCAGCAGCGAUCUAGGCGUUUUAGGGCAGCUAAAGAUGCAGCUGAUGCGGCUGCUGAAGAAGAAAGGCUAAGAGAGGAGUUUGAGAGGGAGGGCAGGAAGCUUCCCCCUAAGGAGACAUCUCAAACUUUUGAUUCCAAUGUUAUCACUCCUGGAACUGAAUUCAUGGCUGUUUUGUCAAUUGCAUUGCAGUACUAUAUUCAUCUUAGACUAAAUUAUGAUCCUGGAUGGAAGAAAAUUAAGGUCAUCCUUUCUGAUGCAAAUGUUCCUGGGGAAGGGGAACACAAAAUCAUGUCCUAUAUCCGUCUUCAAAGAAACCUUCCCGGUUAUAAUCCAAAUACACGCCAUUGCCUGUAUGGUUUGGAUGCAGAUUUAAUCAUGUUGGCUCUGGCUACCCAUGAAGUUCAUUUUUCAAUUCUUCGAGAGAUUGUUUUCACUCCUGGACAACAAGACAAAUGCUUCCUAUGUGGUCAGAUGGGUCAUUUAGCAGCUAAUUGCGAAGGAAAGGCAAAGAGAAAGGCAGGAGAAUUUGAUGAGAAAGGCAAUGACGUUGCUGUGACCAAAAAACCAUACCAGUUUCUCAAUAUCUGGAUUCUUAGAGAGUAUUUGGAGUAUGAAUUCAGAAUUCCCAAUCCUCCGUUUGAGAUUGAUUUGGAACGUACUGUGGAUGAUUUUAUAUUCAUAUGUUUCUUUGUUGGCAAUGAUUUCCUGCCACACAUGCCCACACUGGAGAUUCGUGAGGGUGCAAUCAACUUGCUGAUGGCUGUUUAUAAGAAGGAAUUUAGGGUGCUUGAUGGGUAUUUGACAGAUGGCAGCAAGCCUAAUUUAAAUAGAGUGGAGCAUUUUAUUCAAGCUGUGGGUUCAUAUGAAGAUAAGAUAUUCCAGAAAAGAGCACGAUUGCACCAGCGUCAGGCAGAAAGAAUUAAGCGUGAAAAGGCACAGGCAAGGAGAGGUGAUGAUGCAGAGCCUCAAAAUCAACCUAAAUCUUUGGUUGCGGUUGCCCGAUUUCAUGGCUCUCGUCUUGCUUCAGCUCCCACACCUUCACCAUAUCAGGAUGAUGGAACACAUUCUCAGACAUCUGAUGGUAAAGGAUCAUCCUCUGUUCGGAGGCAUAAAGUUGCACAUUUGUCUUCAACAGCCAAUAUUGGUGCUGCCAUUGUUGAGGCAGAGAAUAGUAUGGAAAUAGAAGUAUGUUUUCCUGCUUCAGGAGAGGUACUUGAAAACAAAGAAGAAUUGAAAACUAAGCUUAAGGGGUUACUUCGUGAGAAAUCUGAUGUUUUUAACUCAAAGAAUCAUGGAGAAGACAAGGUCAAAUUGGGAGAACCAGGUUGGAAGGAAAGAUAUUAUGAAGAGAAGUUUUCUGCAAAAACUCUAGAGGAAAUGGAAGAUAUACGGAGAGAUGUUGUUUUGAGAUAUACAGAAGGGCUGUGUUGGGUCAUGCAUUAUUAUUAUGAAGGCGUUUGUUCUUGGCAGUGGUUUUAUCCGUAUCACUAUGCACCCUUUGCUUCAGAUCUCACACAUCUUGGUGAACUGAACAUCAGUUUUGAACUUGGUUCUCCAUUCAAACCAUUCAACCAGCUUUUGGGAGUUUUCCCUGCAGCAAGUUCCCAUGCUCUCCCUGUACACUAUAGGAAAUUGAUGACUGAUCCAAAUUCACCUAUCAUUGAUUUUUAUCCUACUGAUUUUGAAGUGGACAUGAAUGGAAAACGAUAUGCAUGGCAGGGUAUUGCAAAGCUUCCCUUCAUUGAUGAAUCUCGCCUUCUUGCAGAGGUCCAAAAAAUUGAGCACACACUAACGGAGGAAGAAGCAAGGAGAAACAGUAUGAUGUUUGACAUGCUUUUUGUGUCAUCAUCUCAUUCUCUCUCUGAGAGCAUAUAUUUACUCGAUAAUCAUUGCAAACAAUUAAAUGACAAAGAACGAGCUGAAGUCAAGGAGCGUAUCAAUCCUGAGUUGAGUGAUGGGAUGAAUGGCUAUUUAUCUCCUUGUGCUGGAGAUACUCACCCUCCUAUAUUCAGGUCUCCAGUUGUAAGCAUGGAAGACAUUUUGGCCAAUGAAGUCAUAUGUGUUAUAUACAGACUUCCUGAUCCACACACACACAUCACUCGUCCCCCUGCUGGUGUUAUAUUCCCCAAAAAGACGGUGGAUCAAGGUGAUCUGAAACCUGAACCAAUUUUAUGGCAUGAGGAUUCUGGGAGGAGGCCUUGGGAGAAUGACAGACGAAAUCCCCCUGGAACCAUCUCUGCCCAUCAUCUUGGGGAGGCAUCACAUCGACUAGUUUCUAAUAGUCUACAACAGAAGAUAGAUUGCAAUGGCUAUGGCAAUCAUAUGCAUACCCCACCACCACCUUAUUUUGCAGCUCCCUGCGGCCCACCACACUCUUUCUAUUCAAAUGGCCUGUGCAAUCAUGGACACUAUGGAACUUUACAAUCAGAAAUAGAUUAUUCUCAUGCAGGUUAUCCCCGUUCUGCAAGUCCUUAUAUGCCACCUCACUAUGACCAUGGAUAUGGUUCGGCAGGUGCCAACCCCUCUUAUAGAAGGUCCCGUUCUCAGAAUGAAAGAGAGAACCAAAUGAGUGGGCCACAUCCAAGGCACGUGUACCACUCACCUGAAUUUCAUCAGAAUGGUAGACCAAGAUAUCCACAUGGGCCUGUGGCACAUACGUCAAUUGGGACCUCAACAUAUGCUUAUCAAGGUGGUUAUGACGCCUAUCAGAGUUACCAAUCACCUGGAGCUGGUAGUCACCAGCAAUGGGGUGGUAGGUUUCCUCCGCCUGCCAACCAUAGCAAUCCCAGCAGCGACCGAUUUUCAGCACUGGAUCAUAGAGGAAAUAAAAUGCCAUCACAACAUGGUGGAGCAAAUCGGAGACCCCAGCCACCUCAUGGAAGUGCUAAUUGGAGGCCCCAUCCACCAGCUGGAUAUGGUCGUCAAUGAAGUGUUUCUUAUAACGGAAAGGGGAUGGUAUCAGGUAUGCUGGUGCACGAGCUGCCAUAGUAAUCUUCUGUUUUUGGGGAGGUGAGUAUUUUGGAGAAUCUUUUUGAGAGGAGAAAAUAUCACGCUUCCAAGUUUGGCCCCUCUUUGGUUCCUUGUGUUGAGCUAGCUAAUCAUAGCCCUCGAUAGGCUAUAUUACCCCUUACCUUUUAGUAUAAUUAUUAUGAAAUAUCUUACCAUGACAUAAUAAAAAUUUAUGGAAAUAUUAUUUCCUAAUAAUUAAGCUUCAAGAUUAAUUCAAAUAAAAAAACAUAAAGUUUAUAAUUGAAACUUGUAAAAUUUUAAUUACUGUAUCAUAUUUUUUAAAAAUAGAAAUUUUAUAGGGAGAUACUAUUUGGAAGCACAAAAAAAAAUUCUUUAACAAGAAGAAAUGUAGUAUGACAGAAAAAUGAAGAAAUCAGAUGUGGUGGCAUGCAGUGACUAAAACAUGAAGAUAAAAUUUAAAUAUUCUAAUUACAGAACAAGACUUUCUAUUAGUUAUAUAUUUUUUAUGUGUUAGUUUUUUUGACACGGGCUUCAAACGUGAAUUAUUUAAUAUGUUUUACUAAUCUUGAAUAAAUCAAUUUGAUAAUUAUAGAAAUACACACAAAUUAAGAACUCUUAAGAAUAAGCUUUACAAAUUUUGUCUAAUGUUUUAUUAGCAUGCUCAAAUAUUAAAAAAAAAUAGCUUUUGAGUUGAGAGAUAAAUUAAAUUAAAAAAAAAUAGAGAAAUCAUAUUAAGAAAAUAUCGAAAAUACACCAAUCAAAUAUACGAUUAACCAUAUGAUAAACCGCACGUACACAGGCAGGGUAGCCCCAGCUAGCUUGGUGGGGUCGGAGGUGUGAAUUAAUUAGUUUGAUCCUUAUUGUAAUUAUUUGAACUUGCUUUAAUUAUAUACCCUUAAUCUUACUUUUUUUUAAUAGAAGAGUCAUACUGUUAUCUUGAAGACAUCAAAUACAUGAUAUUGAAUAAUUAAGGGACAGAUUGCUGACUUGGGGAGCCUCAAUUUUUGGAAUGUCAAGUUUCAAUCAGUUUCCCUUCGCACGGUCUGCAGUUAGGAGUCUGAAUGUUUUUUAUAAGCUACACGUAUGGAUGAUUAGGUAGCUAGUCUAAGUCUAUGUUCUCACAGGAAUUGUUUAUUUAGCAAAAUCCUAC
Molecule: messenger RNA, 4922 nt
Organism: Populus euphratica (Euphrates poplar)
Lineage: Eukaryota; Viridiplantae; Streptophyta; Magnoliopsida; Malpighiales; Salicaceae
Product: 5'-3' exoribonuclease 3-like
Exons: 24
Coding region: 467-3730 (1087 amino acids)
Biological process (GO): nuclear-transcribed mRNA catabolic process
Cellular component (GO): nucleus
Molecular function (GO): RNA binding; 5'-3' RNA exonuclease activity; zinc ion binding
Source: RefSeq, a predicted model, not a curated record